Molecule: messenger RNA, 3340 nt
Organism: Drosophila eugracilis
Lineage: Eukaryota; Metazoa; Arthropoda; Insecta; Diptera; Drosophilidae
Gene: Patj
Product: patj homolog
Exons: 2
Coding region: 339-2945 (868 amino acids)
Molecular function (GO): protein binding
Source: RefSeq, a predicted model, not a curated record
CAUCAGCUGUUCGAAAAAAGAAAAUGCAUUUGGCAUUCCAGGGAUAAUUAAAAAUCAAUUGCAGCAGCAGCGCACAGCAAGUGGCCAAGGAAAAGAGUACACACGGACGGGGGAACACCUCGCGGCAUCCAAAGGUGUAGUAACUGAUCCACAGCUGCUCCACUUCGAGCACAAAUUCGAUUACCCGUUUCGCAGGUUUAAACAAAGUGUGCCAACGCCACAACACGCCCCCACCCAGAAGACCAUAGAAACGCCAGCGGAAGUGGGAUAGAGACGCGGAUCACGCUUCACUGGCCACUUGCCACUCAUUAAUAGCUGGCCACGCCCACUGCCACAAGAUGCACCUUAGUGCGGAUAUUUCCAGCGCCCUGCAGCAAAUCGAGGCUGUGAAGAAGGGCAUCGAAGAGUCUGAUGACCCGAAACUGCAGAUGCAGACGGCCGAGAGCCUCAACACCAUCCUAGGCAUCUUGCAAGACCCCGUAUUUCGCACCAUCGUCCACGUUCAGGACUCGCUCUCUGAGCUCAAUGCCCAGCUGGGCCAGCACCCGUCCAUGUUGCCCAACGAUUUUGACAUCGAUGUGGCCGGCAAUCUUGUGCUCAGCCUGAAUGGCGGCGAGGUGAUGUACGACUUUGAUGAACAACGGUCUUCUUCGCACUCCCAUUCGGCACCGGGUAGUCCGGAUAAAUCUGGAGGCGUCGGCGAAGAGCCGCGCCCACAGAGCCAGAACUCUAAAAGCGCUGGCGUUGCGGAUUUGUACGCCACGGACUACGCCCAGAUCCAGGCCAUAGAGCUGGUGAACGACGGCACGGGUCUAGGAUUCGGCAUCAUUGGAGCCCGAAACUCUGGAGUGAUUGUGAAGACCAUUCUGCCAGGUGGGGUGGCCGAUAGAGAUGGACGUCUUCGUUCUGGGGACCACAUUCUGCAGAUUGGAGAUGUCAACUUGCACGAAAUGGUCUCCGAACAGGUUGCUGCGGUAUUGCGUCAAUCUGGAACCCACGUCCGCCUGGUUGUCGCCCGUCCCGUCGAGCAUAGUGUGCCUACGCCUCAGUAUGCACUGGAACCAGGCACGGCUGUGGUACCAACCCGCGUUCUCGUCGAUCCUGCCGAGCUGGAGCGGUACCUAAUCUCUACUGGCUAUCCGGAGAUAUUUGGCGAGAGUUCCACGGCUUCCACUCCGCAGACCACCACAGAAGAUGAUCGGUUUGUGUAUCGCGGUGAGACCUCCAUGCUGAUUGAUCCUAACAUCGACCUCGAGGAAUUGCUGGCCCUCCCUGAGACGGAGAAGCUGCAGGUGGAGCUUAAAAAGGAUGCCAAUGGCCUAGGUAUCACGAUUGCCGGCUACGUUUGUGAGAAAGAGGAAUUGUCUGGCAUUUUUGUGAAAAGUGUAUCGCCGGGAUCAGCGGCAGAUCUGAGUGGCCGCAUCAGGGUCAACGAUCGCAUAAUCGAAGUGGACGGGCAGUCGCUGCAGGGCUACUCCAAUCACCAAGCCGUCGAGCUGCUGAAGAAGUCUGGUCAGGUGGUAAAUCUUCGCUUAGAACGUUACUUGCGAGGUCCUAAAUUCGAGCAACUGCAGCAGGCCAUCGCUGCUAAUGACAAGCUUCCAUCCAGUGCUCCUGGGACGCCUUCGAGGGCACCCUUGCCAACUCCAGUGGCCACCACUUCAUCGGCCACAACCACACCUUCACGCAGUAUAGCACGCGAGUUGGAGGAGGAAGCUUUGCCGGCACCAGAAGCUUUCAUGACCACUCCGCCGACGAUGACCACCACCACUUUGAGCUCGUUUGGAGCAGGAAAACAACUGGUAGCAGUAAGGGAUUCCCUGGAUGGCUCCACGAAGAUCAUACCCACGGAGGUCGUACCCUUGGCGGAUAAAACAGAGGCCAAGAACAACGGUGUGAUCACCCGUCACAAGUACUACACUGAUCCAGAGCUCUCCGACGACGCAGAAACCGAGAUCAUACGCAAAUGGCAAAAAAUUGUAGGCUCCGAUGUAGAGGUGAUUGUAGCCCAGAUCAAGAAGUUUGCUGUUGGCGGUUUGGGAAUUUCCUUGGAAGGAACCGUGGAUGUGGAAGGAGGACGAGAGGUACGACCCCACCACUAUAUUCGUUCGAUCUUGCCCGAUGGACCAGUGGGUGUAAAUGGAGUUCUCCGCUCCGGAGAUGAACUAUUGGAAGUAAAUGGAGAGCGGCUUCUGGGCAUGAAUCACCUGGAGGUGGUGGCUAUACUGAAGGAACUGCCAUUGGACGUGCGCAUGGUCUGCGGUCGUAACAGAAACACUUCACUACUUCCCUUCUCUGAUGAUACCCUGAAAAAGCUGAGUAACAACUUUGAGAACCUUUUGCCCGCUACUGAUCGCCUGGUUAAGGCAAAAUCGGAUGGAAGUCUGGCUACCGCUGGUUCCGUGGCCGAUGGGGAUUCAGUGGCUGCCGCCGCCUCUUCGUUUAGCAAGCUCAAGUCACGUUCGCUGGAGCCAUUGACAGGACUGGCCAUGUGGUCAUCUCAACCGCAAAUCAUCGAACUGGUCAAGGGCGACCGCGGCCUGGGCUUUUCUAUUCUAGAUUAUCAAGAUCCGCUAGAUCCAAACGACACACUAAUUGUAAUCCGUUCUUUGGUUCCUGGAGGAGUGGCUCAAUUGGAUGGACGCCUCAUACCAGGAGACCGUUUGCUAUUUGUGAACUCUAUCAAUCUAGAAAACGCCUCGCUGGACCAGGCUGUGCAGGCUUUAAAGGGUGCAUCAAAGGGCGUGGUACGUAUUGGUGUAGCCAAGCCACUGCCGAUGACGGACAACUCACUGAAGGCUUGCAGCAAUGCAAGCACCACUAGCGAGGAGACUUUAGACGCGCAGUCGUCGCCUCCUGCUCUGCCCACAGCUGCUCCGCCCGCAAUGCCGCCCACUGCCUCCAAGGGAGCUGAACCGGAUCUAAUUCCCGACUGGCGGAAUUAGGUAGUUACGACGUAAAAUUCGAAACAUUCCAGGCAGCUGAAUCUUCAAAUCUGUCUCUGCAUCUAAUCAAAUAAUGUUGCAUCGGAUCUAGCUAGAUUUUUGCAAUUAAGUUUACCGAAUUGUUUUAUGUAUGUCUUAAAGUCUUACGAUUUGUUUAAAAAAGAAAACGCGUCUCCGAUUCCACAAAAUUUGAUGGGAUGCAAGAUCACAGGACCGAUUGUUAUUACCGAAUCAAAAUGUUAUGCAUAUUAUUAGCACCGAAUUGUGUUUGUCCCCCAAAAACGAGCAUUUCACAAGCAUGCAAUAUCUGUAACCCUCUAGUAUUAGUAAAUGAAUUUUAACAUGGUAUUUCCAGAGUGUAUGUACUUAAACUAAAUUAAAUAAUGUACCUUCCA